Mobula hypostoma (lesser devil ray) is the source of this 7850-nucleotide messenger RNA. It is a transcript of the gene synrg, whose product is annotated as synergin, gamma. The transcript has 22 exons. Gene Ontology annotation, molecular function: protein binding. The coding region runs from base 238 to 4428 and encodes 1396 amino acids. The record is from RefSeq and is a predicted model, not a curated record. Gene Ontology annotation, cellular component: clathrin coat of trans-Golgi network vesicle. NCBI's taxonomy places the organism in Eukaryota, Metazoa, Chordata, Chondrichthyes, Myliobatiformes, Myliobatidae.
GGCCAAAGUCAGCAUGGAAGUCUCGGGGGAACAGCUCUGUUAGAAUUCUUUGAGGAAAUAACAUGCUGUAUAGACAAAGGAGAGUCAUAGGAUGUUGUUUACUUUGACAGGAGGCUGCUUAACAAGAUAAAAGCCCAUGGUAUUACAGGAAGGAUACUAGCAUGGAUAGAAGAUUGGCUGACUGACAGAAGGCAAAGAUUGGGAAUACAGGAGGUCUUUUCUGGUUGGCUGCUAGUGAUGGGUAUGACACCAAUGCAGCAGCAACAGCAGCAGCAGCAAGGAUUUCCCAUGGUACCUUUGAUGCAGCCUAACAUGCAAGGCAUGAUGGGAAUGAAUUUUGGUACACAAAUGCCUCCUGGAUCAAUGCCAAUGCAGGGUGGAAUGACAAUGGGUCCAAUGCCACCAGCUGGAAUGCCAUAUAUGCCACAGCAUCAUUACAUGGCAAUGCGUCCUUCUCCGCCACAGUACACGCCAGAUAUGCAAAAACAGUUUGCUGAAGAGCAACAAAAGCGGUUUGAACAACAGCAAAAGAUGAUGGAAGAGGAACGGAAGCGGCGACAAUUUGAAGAGCAAAAGCAGAAGCUUCGUCUUCUGAGCAGUGUAAAACCGAAGAUGGGGGAAAAAAACAGAGAUGAUGCCUUGGAAGCCAUUAAAGGAAACCUUGCUGGUUUCACAAGGGAUGCAAAGAUGCACCCAGGCCCUACUUCACAUUCCAGUAAAUCAGAUCCUCCCCAGUCAUCCCUAUCAACUGCCCCUCCUUCCCAAUCCCCUGCUUUUUCUGACGACGAAGAAUUCAGUGAGUUUGUUCAGGGGCCUGAUUCUGCCGCACCUGCGGUCCCCACCAGUUUCCAGCAUGUCCAACCCUUCCACCCCACAUUAGCGUCAGGGCUGCAGUCUGAGCUGGCUGCAGCUCCGGCCCAGCCUGUUACUUCAGUCCAUCCCAAAGCUUCAUCUGCAUUGUAUGCCACAGCAGGGCAUUCAGCAAAAAACAGCCAAGGCCUUUCAUUGGAAGAGAAAAUGUUUGCUUCCUGUGAUUUCAGCGUGCCUAAAAAGGCGCACAAUAAAUUUAACAAGUCUGAGCCACUGGCCCUCAUUGGGUCUAAAGCCUCAGUCUCGACUCAGUUUCAGCCCAGUGCCAAGGCCUGUAACUGGGGCAUCCAGUCUGAAAGCCUCAGUGGUAUCUUCACAGCAGAUAUGCCAAAGGAUCCAGUGCCAGAGAAGGCUGCCAAAGAGAGUGGUGUAGGAGUGUACCCUUCACAGGAUACACUUCAGCCUAUGCUGCCUCCUUGGCUUUUCAAUGACAGUCUUGUCCCAGAGCUCUACAAGAAAGUUCUUGAAGUCACUCUCACCCCAGUGGGCAUUGAUACAGCAAAACUUUAUCCUAUUCUUCUCUCAUCGGGAUUACCCAGAGAGAUGUUGGGUCAGAUAUGGGCUUUUGCUAAUCGAGCAACACCAGGCAAACUUACCAAAGAGGAACUGUAUACUGUAUUGGCUAUGAUAGCCAUGUCACAGAGGGGCAUUCCUGCAUUGAAUUUUGAAAAUCUCAACCAGUUUUCAUCUGCUCCUGUUCCUACGUUAAGUGCAAUGCCGAUGACUUUACCUACUUCAGUUCCACAGCAGCCCAUGAUUUCGGUGCCAUCUGGUCCGAGUGCAAGUCUGCCUGUUCAAGCAGGCCAGUCUCUGGUAGGCAUGGAUCUUCCUGCACCAGUGGGUGGCAGCACGGCUCCAGUUUCCAGCAGUUUUGUGGCAUCUUUUCCUGCCAGCCAGGCUACAAAAUCUGAUGACGAUGACUUCCAGGAUUUUCAGGAAGCACCCAAGCCUAAUGCAUCUGAUGAUUCAUUCAAAGGAUUCAAGAGUGAAGCCUCUGGAACUUUAUCAAAAGCACCAAACUCUCAAACUUCAGUCAGUGCACAUACUUUACUGAUGCCAAUUUCAGGAACCUCUACAUCAUCUUCAGUUGACAAAUAUGCAGUUUUUAAAGACUUGACGGAAGACAAACCUGCAGAAAGUUCAUCAUUUGCAGAUUUUGGUGAUAAAUACAGUGUGUUUCGGAAGCUUGGUCAGAGCACAGAGAGCAAAUCCUCAGGGGAGGGCUUUGCAGAAUUCAAGUCACCGGGAAAUGACGAUGGAUUCACAGACUUCAAAACUGCAGACAGUAUUUCACCAGUAGACUCUUCAGAGAAAGCAAAGACGUUCACAACCGCCUUUCCUUCUGUGCCAUUUCUUCAGCAACUGCAGCCUGUUACACAACCUAAAGAAACUUUCAAUUUCACGGACCUUUUUAACUCUGUCAGUUCUUCUGGAGAAAGCAAAUCUGUAUCAUUUCCAUCAGUUUCUGUGACAUCAUCCAUUGCAUCAUCUGUGUGUGUUGCACCAUCAUUGCCAUCGUCACAUUCAUCCAGUACUUUUUCCUCAUCUGGUAGCAGGACUGUUGGCGGAAUUGAUGAAUUUGGAGACUUCAGUCUUUUUGGCAUUCCUUCCAGUACUACUACAGGUGGGGAAUGGGGUCAGGAUGAAUUUGCAGAUUUUAUUGCUUUUGGCUCUACUGGAUCCUCUGAACAAAAAUCAAAUGAUAAGUACAAUGUUUUGAGGCAGGAGAAGAAUGAUGGAUUCACGGUAUCUUUUGAUGCCUCACUUGGCAUAGCAGAGCAACCUCCAGCUUCCACUGUAGACAAAUAUGAUGUUUUUAAACAGUUACCUGAGGAAGGGUCUGUUUUGGACUUUGAGGAGCAAAAAGACAACACCUUGCUUUCACAAGGGAAGAAUGAUGAUGACUUUCCAGUAACCAAGUUGCCCCUUUCAUUUGGCACCUCCGAUAAGGCUUUCAUGGAUAAACUUUCUGCUUUUAAACAAGCAAAGGAGGACUCUGCUUCUGUGAAAUCUUUGGACCUUCCUUCUAUUGGUGGAAGCAGUAUUGGUAAAGAGGACUCAGAAGAUGCCUUAUCUGCUCAGUUUGACAUGAAGUCAGCUGAGGUUGGUGGUGACCUGAAGCAUGUAUUGUCAGACAGCUCGCUGGAUUUGCCACCUGUCAUUGGUCAGCCACCUCCUGUUACAGAUGUGGAUGACUUUAAGUUUGACCCGUUUGGUAACUUCAGCAAUGGCUCGGCAGUGAGCAGCUUGACCAGUUAUGAUUGGUCUGAGAAAGAGGACCCUGGCUCCCAGAUUAAGAAGCAGCCAUCGUACUUUUUUAAUCCAGAAAGCAGAUCCUUAUCCUCCACAUCAGUGCUACAGAAGAAAGAAACUUCUUUCGGCAGCUCUGAGAACAUCACUAUGACAACUGUCUCCACGGUAACCACAUUCUCAGCUGAGGAUGCAAGCUCCCAUCAUAAGUUUGAUGCCUUUAGAGACUUCAAAGAUACUGCAGAGCAGACCAAAGAGAAAAAGGAAAGUUGUAAUACUGACUUUGGGGAUAUUACAAUUACUUCAUCUAGGGGGGGAGAGAUUACAGAGCCUAAUGUGGCAGAAUCAACCCUGGGUGACGCAGAACAAAGUACUGAGGACCCCGUCACAAAUGGGGCUUCCUCUGAAGAAACAAAAACUGAAACCUUUGAUGAAUUUGGAGAAUUUCAAAGUGAAAAGCCCAAAAUUAGUAAAUUUGAUUUUCUAAUGGCUAGUUCCCAGGGAAAGAUGAAAUCCAGCGAAGAGAUGAUCAAGAGUGAGAUGGAAACAUUUGACCUUUCUGUACAAGGAUCUCAUAAAAGGAGCCUGAGCCUGGGGGAUAAGGAAGUAACCCGUGCCCCAGUAUCUUCAGAGCAGGCAUUCAGGGACCGUUCAAAUACACUAAAUGAGAAACCAGCAGCACCUUUGCCUGUCAUCAGAGACAAAUAUAAGGACCUGACUGGAGAAGUAGAGGAAAAUGAACGCUACGCAUAUGAAUGGCAAAGAUGCUUAGAAAGUGCACUGCAGGUGAUCAACAAGGCCAGUGAGACUUUGAAUGGAAUCAGCAGCUCAUCUGUGUGUAGUGAAGUCAUUCAGUCAACCCAGGGCAUGGAAUAUCUCUUGGGGGUAAUAGAGGUAUAUAGAGUCACCAAACGUGUUGAGCUCGGAAUCAAAGCUACAGCAGUGUGCAAUGAGAAACUCCAAUUACUGAUGAAGGAAAUAGAGAAGAUCUGGAGUAGUCUUAUGAUAUUCAUGUCACUCACUCCCCUCACGCCUGAUGAAAACUCUCUGGAUUUCUCUUCCUGUAUCCUGCGUCCAGGAAUAAAAAAUGCUAAAGAGCUAGCCUGUGGAGUUUGUCUGCUUAAUGUUGACUCCAGAAGCAAGAAGGAAGAAAACUUGGAGGAUCAUCCGAAACAAGCCUUUAACUCAGCAAGUGACAAUUUUAAGUUAUCUUAUGGUGGUCACCAGUAUCAUGCCAGCUGUGCCAAUUUCUGGAUUAAUUGCGUGGAGCCUAAGCCACCAGGCCUCAUCCUCCCGGACUUGCUCUGACACAUAGUCGUGGGAGCUGGAUGCUGUUAAACAUGUCCACUUCUUGCACCUCAUUGACAUUUCACACAGAUCAGUGGAUAAUGCAAGGUAGCCUGUAAAGCAGAUCAAUUUGCAACUUUUAUUUUUUUUUAAGUAUAUUUAAUGUUAUUUACAUGAGCUCCUGUCUAACAAACAAGGUUGCUUACGUUCUGCUUCCAGAAGGUACAGCAGCACUUCAGAUUGAACCAGACCUAAACUUAUCUGUUUGUUCCUAGUUACUUGAAAUCUAGAAGUUGUAGUUGCAUUUAAUAGUUGCAGCGAAACAACUUUGGUAUAGAUCUUAAUAUUUUUAAAUGGGCAAUCUUAUAAUGAGGUGUUAAAUUCAUUCCAGUUUUCUGAUUGUUGGAAAAAAAUUAUAAAAGCCUAGAUUUUAAAUUAGUCAAAUGAGUAAAUAUUUCACUUUCACUCCUUUAGUUCUCUGCCGGGGUUCUGAGUGGAAUGAAUGAUAAUAGCUAAGGUGUCAUGGAAAGAGGAGAAAAGCUCAGCACCCCAGCGGAUGUAAAGUUACCCUAAUGUAAAAAUGUUGUCCAGAUGCAGACCUUGCUCUUCCUGAAGCCCAAACAGAGUGUAGCAGGGUAGAGGAUGCAUCUUGCAGUGUGGAUGCAGUGGGUGUUGUUUACAAUAGUUCCUCAAAAUGUGAAAGCUGUCAAAAAAAUUGAGUUUUUUUUUGUUUGUGAAUUUACUAAGUAACACAAAUAAUACAUAGCAAUUUCAAUAUUCCAGUCUAUUUAUUUCUCCCCCCAGAGGGUCACAUGAAAGCCCUCAUGAGCCACCUCAACCAACCACUGAGUUAAAUCGGGCAAACCCAUGUGUCCGAGUAGCUGCACUCAGAGGGUAACUUGACUGGAGAGCGCAAUGUAAAAUGAGCAAUGUCGGACUAAUGUCUGUUAUAAAUCUCUGCUAUUUGACCUCCUUGGAAAUAGAACUAACAGCAAACAGCUGAAUCAGUACUGCUGUACUUACACCCCACCCCACCCCACCCCGGUCAAAAUUAGCCCGAAUGUAUCACCUGUCCCAGUAAUGGCAUCUUUUGUUGCAUUUCUUCAAAGCAAGCUAUAUUUCAGGAAUAUUGUGUAAAGGAGUUCUAACAUGAAUAUUCAAAAAGAAAUUGAAGCAACAAUAUAAAUUUUAGAAGGUUUGCUGUAGUUGUCUUAAUAUACAUUUAUUUAAAACGAAAUAACAUUCCCAUUUGAAAACAUCCCAGUUUUCUUGGGAGAAGUUUAUUGUUCUAUAAUGGUGUACAAAAUCAUAUAAAUUUUUAUUGGUUUAGGUCUAAAUUUUAUGUUUUACAAUUUUAUAUUGCAACAUUUAAUCUCUAAUGGUCCACCUCCUUCCUCAUCCUCCACCCACUGCAUCAGCAGUCAUCCAAUUUUAAUAUCUACACUUUUCCUUUCUUUGCAACGUCAUUGUGUGGAUAUUGCAUGAUUCAUGUUAUGUAUGUUGAUAAAUACUGGAGACCACAGUGAAGUAAGCCCCAUCAAAGCAUGGACUGCAAUUUAUUUGUGCAAACGGGUUUAGUGAAAGCAGACUUGAGUGACAAGCACUGUUACUGAAAUAGGGAGUUUUGUGGUCAUGAGGCCAAUGGUGCACUACCUCAGGAAUUGGAGCAUUUAGUGAUUAAAAUGUGGAAUUCUACAAGAAUAAUCUAUUUCAGUAAAGGUUUAGAUGUUUAUUUUUUCCAGGGUACUUUUUUUGAAUUUUUUUCCUUGCAUUUUCACUUAUGGUUUAAGUUCAUGCAGCAGACAUUUUGUUUCGCAGUAAGCUACCUACUUGAAGAAACAUUUUUAAUUGUUACUGGAAGAACAGACAUAGAGUGCAUUUAACUUUUGUCAAGAUAGAGUCAGCGUGCAGUGAAAUUUACAAUCAAUCAGUUCUGUGAUGGUUACAAUAAAUACUCUCCAAGAUCAUGAUCUGCGUGUUUCAAAGAGUCAGCUGUGACUUUGUAGAUCACAGACCUUGGUUUUAUGUGAAGGAAUACACGUGAAGUACUCCAAAAGUAACCCUUAAUCGUUAGAGAAGGUACUCCCUGAACAGUAUUUGCAUUAUAUAAACUCUCUGAACGGUGAUUCAACAUUUUUGGUUCUGCAGAGCUACAGGCCAAAUUAUUGACUAUAUCAGCCCAAGUGGAGGGUAUUUCAUUUAAUUAAUCUAUUAAUGUGCUGAUCUUAACUGUAAAUGCACUUUUUAAUAUUCCUUUUAUCCACAUUGAUAAUUAUUUUAUAUUGAUACGUGUGGGUGGGUAAUUACACUGUUUUAGCCUGCUUUGUUUGAAUUAAUUGUAUGUAAAUGUAUGCUUUCCUGUUAUUAGCUGUAACCAUUCAAAAUGGAAAAAUUAAGAAUGUGAUUCAAGUGUUAAAUCUUUGUCUAAAAUGUUGCAAUAGUGUUCGCACAGUAAGCUUUUACUGUUGGGGACUUGGGCAGAUGAAAUAAAUAUGACAAGUCAUUCCUCUCCAUAAUGAACAUUAAUUUUGAUUUGGCAUGGCUUUUAAAUUACGAUUUUAAUAAAGCAUUCAUGUUCAUAAUAUUAUUUGUCAAUAGAUGUUGAUGAUGAAGCCUGCUUUGUAUUUCCAGUAUUUUUGUAUUUAGUUGAAAAGUAAUACAGGUAAGAAAUUGAGUCAAACGGUCUCUUAUAUGCAGUUUGAUGUAAUCUGAUGCCCUUUUUCUGUAAAGACUGAGUACCAGAGUUUUAACAUCGGAUUGGAUACCUUCUCAUUGCCAAUAACUCUAGUGUCCUAGGUUACUGUAUCCAAGGUUACACUCUAGUUGCUGUAGAAACCUUGUGAAUUGUAAUGGAAUGUGUCGCAGCCAUUCUUGUGCAGCAGGUGUUAUCUACUUAUCAAAGCAUCAAUACAACAUUAAAGAUUUCAAGGGAAGUUAUGUUUCAAAGAAUUUAUUGGAAAUUCUCAUUUAUUUUCCACAGAUUGAGCCCUACUGGCGUUCAUAUUUUUUAUAGAAUGUCCAGGUUUUUAAAAAUCUAGUGAUCACCUUUUACUGCAAGGUUUAGACAGAGAAAUCAAAUCUUUAAAAGCAAAUCAGUAGUUUCUUUCAUAUUCUCUUAUCUUUACCAAAAUAUUUUCAAUUACUUUGAAAUUAGUCACUUUGAAUUAAUUAAUGAUUUUAUGGAAUCAGAAAAUAGUAUUAUAAUCCACCUAGCCCAUUCCAAUUUCUCAGAAAGUUACUAUACAUAAAAAUAGUGGUUGACAAGAGUGUUUUUGUUAAUUUUGAAUAGGAAGCUACUGUUCUUUAUUCCUCCAUUACUCUCUCUUUUUAACUAUACAGUAAUAGAUGUACAGUAUAUGACAGACCAUAAUAUUAUAAUAAGGAUUAAGUUCACAUUCCUACCACUGUAAGUUUCCCCUAGUGUGUAGGUGGGUAGUAGAAUC